GGCAGCGGCGACUGGAGCGGGGACCGGCGGCGGGAAGAGGCGAGCCAGGGUGCAGUCCUGGGUGCUCAGGAGGCUGCUGAGACGCCGCGGAGAACCGCUAGAGCGCGGAGGAGGGCAGCGGAGCGCUGGGAGCCGGCGGCCCCGGGGCGGCCUCCCAGUCGGGAUCCCCUCCCCUGUGUGCAGCCAUGCGGGUGGCCAAGUGGCUGACCGGGUUGCUUUGCCCGAUCUCGCUCCUUCUCACUGGGUCCUGGGAAGUUCGUUUCCACCCACGACAGGAAGCCCUGGUGAAGACUCUGGCCUCCUACGAAGUGGUGACUCCCACACGGGUCAAUGAGUUUGGAGACGUGUUCCCCCCAAACCGGCAUUUCAGCCGGAAGAAACGUAGCUCCGGGGUGCCGGAGCCUCCUCCGCUCAGGACCCACUACCGUAUCAGCGCCUACGGGCAGCUCUUCCAGCUGAACCUGAGCGCUGACUCGGCCUUCCUGGCUGCAGGCUACACUGAGGUGCACUUAGGGACCCCGGUGCCUGGACCAGGCGGGCGCAGCACGGAGCCCCCAGACCUGCGCCACUGUUUCUACCGUGGCCAGGUCAACGCGCGAGAGGAUCACACUGCAGUCUUCAGUCUAUGUGGGGGACUGAUGGGAACAUUCAAAGCAAACGAUGGGGAAUAUUUCUUAGAACCAGUCCUGAAGGCAGAUGGGAGUGAGCAUGAAGAUGACCACAACAAGCCACAUCUCAUUUACAGACAGGAAUUAAAGAGGAACUCCUUCGCACAGUCUCACGGGCCAUGUGAAGUUUCAGAAAACCAAAUGGAGAAAACGGCUUUGCCCUCUCAUAGCUUCCGGAACACGACUGGAGACGUUAACAAAAAGGAGGAAGCGGUGCUCAGACUGGAAGGUGAACGGAGCCAGUUACAUUCCAGGAAUAAGCGUUUUUUAUCAUACCCAAGAUACGUGGAAGUUAUGGUUACGGCCGAUGCUAAGAUGGUUCACCACCAUGGGCAGAAUUUGCAGCACUAUGUGCUGACACUAAUGUCAAUUGUUGCUGCAAUCUACAAGGAUUCAAGCAUUGGGAACCUUAUAAAUAUAGUGAUUGUGAAGUUAGUUGUAAUUCACAGUGAACAGGAAGGACCCGUGAUCAGUUUUAACGCCGCCACCACCUUACGCAACUUUUGCUUAUGGCAACAGAGUCAGAAUGUCCCCGAUGAUGCUCACCCUGACCACCACGACACUGCUGUCCUCAUCACUAGGGAAGACAUUUGCGGAGCUAAAGAGAAGUGUGACACAUUAGGCUUAGCGGAGCUCGGCACCCUGUGCGAUCCUUCGCGGAGCUGCUCCAUUAGUGAAGAGAACGGGCUGAGCGCAGCCUUCACCAUUGCCCACGAGCUUGGGCACGUGUUUAAUGUUCCCCAUGAUGACAGCUUUAAGUGUAAAGAGGCUGGGGUUAAACAUCAGUAUCACGUCAUGGCCCCAACUCUAAAUUACCACACGAGUCCUUGGACCUGGUCGGCGUGCAGUCAGAAGCACAUAACAGAGUUUCUAGACACUGGCCAUGGAGAAUGCCUUCUCGACAAACCCAAUGGAAGAACCUAUGACCUGUCUCCACAGCUUCCGGGCUCAGUGUACGAUGGGGACAAACAGUGCGAGCUCACGUUUGGUCCUGGAUCGCAAGUGUGUCCCUACUUGAAACAAUGUCGGCGCCUGUGGUGCACGAGUGCUGAAGGCGUCCACAAGGGCUGUCGCACACAGCACAUGCCGCUGGCAGACGGGACGAGCUGUGGUCCCGGGAUGCACUGUCACCGCGGGCUGUGUGUGACCAGGGACAUGGAGACCCGACCUGUGGAUGGCGAGUGGGGACCAUGGGGACCCUACAGCUCGUGUUCGAGAACCUGUGGAGGUGGGAUCAAGAGCACGGCCAGGCUCUGUGACCGGCCCGAGCCACGAAACGGAGGAAGGUACUGUGUGGGCCGCAGGAUGAAAUUUCGAUCAUGUAACACUGAUUCAUGUCCAAAAGGCAAGCGAGACUUCCGAGAAAAGCAAUGCUCCGACUUUGAUGGUAAACAUUUCGACAUCAACGGCCUCCCCCCCAAUGUGAGGUGGCUUCCGAAGUACAGCGGGAUUGCCAUAAAAGACCGCUGUAAACUCUAUUGCCGUGUCGCUGGGACCACCAGCUUCUACCAGCUGAAGGACAGAGUUGCUGACGGGACGCCCUGUGGGACGGAAACCAACGACAUCUGUGUCCAGGGCCUCUGUCGGCAAGCUGGCUGUGAUCAUGUGUUAAACUCCAAGGCCAAGAGAGACAAAUGUGGAGUGUGUGGUGGUGAUAACUCUUCAUGCCAGACCCUGGCGGGUGUCUUCAACAGUGCCCAUUAUGGUUACAAUGUCAUUGUAAAGAUCCCUGUGGGGGCUACAAACAUUGAAAUUCUUCAGCACAGCUAUUCUGGAAGACCGGAAGAUGACAACUAUCUUGCAUUAUCUGACACUCAGGGGAACUUUCUUCUGAAUGGAAACUUUGUUGUAAGUAUGGCAAAGAAAGAGAUCAACAUCCAGGGCGCUGUUUUUGAAUACAGUGGGUCAAACAACUCGAUUGAAAGAAUUAAUAGCACGGACCGGCUGGAGGCGGAGCUUGUCCUGCAGGUGUUGUGUGUGGGUAAUUUAUACAACCCUGACGUGCACUAUUCCUUCAACAUCCCCAUUGAGGAGAGAAGUAAUCUGUUUUCCUGGGAUCCCUAUGGACCGUGGCAAGACUGUACCAAAAUGUGCCAAGGUCUUCAUAGAAGAAAGAUUGCCUGCGUUCGUAAGAGUGACCAUGCAGUUGUAUCUGACCAAAGUUGUAGCCACUUACCGCUGCCACCACUUGUGACUGAAAAAUGCAAUACGGACUGUGAACUCAGGUGGCACAUCACUGGGAAAAGCGACUGCUCAUCCCGGUGUGGACAAGGAUACAGGACUCUAGAUGUUCACUGCAUGAAGUACUCAGUUCACAAAGGGCAGACUGUCCCGGUGGGAGACCAGUACUGUGGUGACCAGCGCAAACCUCCCAGCCGGGAGCCGUGCCACGGCAGCUGUGUCCUGACAAGGUGGCAUUAUUCAGAGUGGUCCCAGUGUUCUAGGAGUUGUGGCGGUGGAGAGAAGACUCGGGAGUCCUACUGCGUAAAUGGCUUUGGCCACCGCCUUGCUGAAGGAGAGUGCUGGGAGCGUCCUCAGGCGGUGCUGGAGAGCUGCAAUGAAUUUCCGUGUCCAAGCUGGGCAACUAGUGAGUGGAGUGAGUGUCCUGUCACGUGCGGGAAAGGGAUGAAGCAGAGGCAGGUUUGGUGUCAGCGGAGCGAAGACCCUGUGAGGGAUGGCUUCUGUAAUGCCAGUACCAAGCCCGAGUCGCUGAGACCCUGUGAGCUCCGGGCGUGCGCUUCCUGGCAUGUAGGACCAUGGGGCUCUUGCACAACCACCUGUGGACACGGGUAUCAGAUGCGUGCUGUUAAGUGUAUCAGUGAGAUAUUUGGCACCAUGCUAGAUGACAGAGAAUGCCCGCCAGCCAGCCGGCCAAGUGACAGACAGGACUGCAUAUUUGCACCUUGCCUGGCUAUUCCAAAAGAUUUGGCCACCUCCUUACCAGCCAUUCCCCUGGGAAAGGCAGCACAGUGGCGCCAUGGAUCUUGGACCCCAUGUUCUGUGUCCUGCGGAAGAGGCAGUCAGGCCCGUUAUGUGAGCUGCCGAGAUGCUCACGAUGAAGUGGCCGACGAGUCGAACUGUGCCCACUCGCCUCGACCUGCUGCGGUGUCUCUCUGCUUCAGCCCCUGUGGAGAGUGGCGGGCAGGGGAUUGGUCCCCGUGUUCAGCCUCCUGUGGACGUGGGAAAACCACCCGACGGGUUUUAUGCGUGAGCCACCACCAACUGGUCGACGAGAGUUACUGUGACCCCGAAGGGCGUCCUGUGACUGCACAAGAAUGUAGCCUGGCAGCCUGCCCACCCUCCCACGGCUCCUCUGAGAAGCCAAGCCACGUUCCAGGCAGAAACGUUCCAUUAACUCACAAACCAGGAGAGAAUCAAGAUCAGGGGGUCCAGCUGUCAAUCAGAGGAAACCAGUGGAGAACAGGCCCUUGGGGAGCAUGCUCCAGAAGCUGCGCGGGCGGUCUUCAGCACAGGGCUGUGGUCUGCCAGGAUGAAGAUGGGAGAAGCGCUACUUCCUGUGAUGAGGCCUCCAGGCCCCCAGAGUCAAAGCACUGCGGCUCUGGACCUUGUCCACACUGGAAUUAUGGGGACUGGGGAGAAUGUACACAAACCUGUGGUGGAGGGGUAAAAUCAAGAUUUGUGAUCUGUCAGUUUCCCAAUGGCCAAAUGACACAGGAACACAGCUGUGAACUACCCAAGCCACCCAGCAUGAUGCAAUGUCACCUGCAUGCCUGUCCUGAUGAAGUGUCCUGGUAUCGGGGACCAUGGAAAUCGUGCUCAGCUUCUUGUGGUAAAGGUAUAAAGUACCGGGAGGUUCUUUGUAUUGAUCAAUUCCAAAGGAAAUUAGAAGAAAAAUAUUGCAGUCAUUUGCAUAAGCCUCGAACUCACAAAGCUUGCAGAUCAGGACGAUGCCCUUCAUGGAAAGCCAAUAAAUGGAAGGAGUGCUCUGUGACCUGUGGGUCAGGGGUGCAGCAGAGGGAGGUCUACUGCAGACUGAGAGGCACUGGUCCAGUGGCUGAAGGCAUGUGUGAUCCGUCCGCCCGGCCUCAGGGGCGGCGGCAGUGCUGGCGUCAAGACUGCAUGAGGUACCACUGGACGACAGGAGACUGGCUAGACUGUUCAACAUCGUGUAAGAAAAAAGAGACCUAUCGACUGGUGAAAUGCGUGAAUGAACAAAACAUACAAGUGAAUGAAAGUCUCUGCGACCCUUUAAUGAGACCUCUUUCAGUCAAAAAGUGCCGGAAUCCUCAUUGCCAGUACAUGGUGGUUACAGGAGACUCUUCACAGUGCACAGGUAACUGUGGGUUCACUUCCCCACAGAAGAUUACAUACUGCACUAGGAUCCAGUCCUCUAAGAAGCAGGGGCUCCAUCAGCUUCGGCCUGUAGUCUAUGGGGACUGUCCCGUGAUACCCUCUCCCCAGGGGUACAAAUGCGACCUUAGAAGCUGUCUUCGAGUAGCCACCUGGAAAGUGGGGAAAUGGAGCAAGUGCUCAGUAACUUGUGGAAAUGGGAUAAUGGAGAGAAGAGUAGCGUGCAGGACUGAGAACGAUUGGCCCAGUGACUUAUGUUUAAAGCGUUUAAAGCCAGAUGCCCAAAAGAAAUGUCAUGCCAGUGACUGUAAAUUACUUACCACCUGCAAAGAAUUCCAAGUUGCAAACAACAUUACCAAGGAUGGUGACUAUAACCUUAACGUCCAGGGAAGAAUGUUGAAGAUCCAUUGCUCAGGCAUGCAGCUGGAGAAUCCUAGAGAAUAUUUACCACUGGUCAAAACUGAAGACAACUUUUCUGAAAUAUAUGGCCUUAGACUUCACAAUCCCUAUGAAUGCCCCUUUAACGGAAGCAGGAGGCCAGACUGCGCAUGCGAAAACGACUACCUACCUGCCGGAUACACUGUUUUUAGCAAAGUGAGACUGGAUCUGGAAUCCAUGCAAAUCAAAACUACAGAUCUUCUUUUCUCCCAGACACUAUUUGGAAAGGCAGUUCCAUUUGCCACAGCUGGAGACUGCUACAGUGCAGCCAAAUGUCCACAGGGGCAGUUUAGCAUCAACUUAGCAGGAACUGGGAUAAAGAUAUCCAGCACAGCAAAGUGGCUCGCUCAGGGGAGGCAUGCCUCGGUCAUCAUCCACAGAUCUCAGGACGGAACCAAAGUCUACGGCAGAUGCGGAGGGUUCUGUGGGAAGUGCAUUCCUCACAUGGCUACGGGGCUCCCAAUCCAAGUACUAUGAACAUUCAAAGCUUGGAAGUACCACAAAAUGGGGAGGGGGGUGGGUGGUGCUCUGUGAAAGCACAGGUGUCUGGUGCUCCUUUCUCACUCCUGGCUUCCUGAGACUUCCAUAUUCGAACCUUUCUUUGGGUGCUCAUAGGGGUUUCAGACCACUUACUAUUUAUAGGUUUCCAAGAGGAACUUAACAGACAUAUCACUCUAACCAGGAUUAUUUUUAAAUAUCAUAAUUUAUUAUAGGUAAUACAAGCAAAAUGUUUGAAUGGAUUAUACGAAGAAAAUAUUGCUAUUCAAAGCUUAGAUUGGACCAUAAUUAUGUUAUACUGUUAAACACACACAUAAGUUAAUUCCUG
This is a messenger RNA of Apodemus sylvaticus (European woodmouse), 6243 nucleotides long. RefSeq names its product ADAM metallopeptidase with thrombospondin type 1 motif 20 (gene Adamts20). Gene Ontology annotation, biological process: proteolysis; extracellular matrix organization. The record is from RefSeq and is a predicted model, not a curated record. Lineage: Eukaryota; Metazoa; Chordata; Mammalia; Rodentia; Muridae. Gene Ontology annotation, molecular function: metalloendopeptidase activity; zinc ion binding. The transcript has 39 exons. Gene Ontology annotation, cellular component: extracellular matrix. The coding region runs from base 186 to 5894 and encodes 1902 amino acids.